Messenger RNA from Maudiozyma barnettii, 1065 nucleotides. Its product is annotated as FluC/FEX family fluoride channel. The record is from RefSeq and is a predicted model, not a curated record. Gene Ontology annotation, cellular component: membrane. The coding region runs from base 1 to 1065 and encodes 354 amino acids. The transcript has a single exon. Lineage: Eukaryota; Fungi; Ascomycota; Saccharomycetes; Saccharomycetales; Saccharomycetaceae. Gene Ontology annotation, molecular function: fluoride transmembrane transporter activity. Gene Ontology annotation, biological process: fluoride transmembrane transport.
AUGAAGUGGACUUUCCUAUUGAAUGAAAAUGUAAGGAAGUUUGCUCAUUUCCAUUUAGCGAUGAUAACUUGCGCAAUUCUUGGUAACUACGGUCGUGAAGCAGUCACAGCUCUAUCGACAUAUUCUCCAUCAUAUAUUAGUUCCGGUACAGUACUCUGGAGUAAUUGUGGCGGUUGUCUCCUAAUGGGUUUAUUUCAAGUUAUGAACGCUGAGACAGGUUGGUUUACGGAUUAUCCAAAUCUGUUUGCCGCAGUGACUACAGGGUUUUGUGGAUCUUUUUCUUCUUUUUCCACUAUGAUGAUUGAAGUCUUUGAAUAUUCUUCAAGCCAAACUGCAUCAAAUCUUAAAAAUCAUACUAAAUUGCCAAAUAGAGCAUAUGGUAUUAUGGAAUGGCUCUCUGUGGUCAUUACACAUAUUUCUAUCUCAAUGUGUGGAUAUAUCUUUGGUAGAUAUUUAGGUACAGAAAUUGUUAUUAAAGUAGCGACAAUUGAAGAAGAAAUAUUUGAUAAAGAAAAUAGAACAAUAAGGAAAAGACCUCAUCCAAUGGUGAAUAAAAUUAUGAAGACCGUAUAUGUUGCUAGUAUAGUCGCUGCGGUACCUUUAAUCAUCCUUAUUGUAGUUUUAGCAGCCUAUUACGAUAAUUAUUCUCGUGGCAAAUGGACUUUACCACCUUUAUUUGGUAUAUUCGGAGCAUAUGGUAGACUCUAUGUAUCCAAAUGGUUAAAUCCGAGAAGUAAUAACUUUUUUUAUGGCACAUUUGCUUGUAACGUCUUUUCUACUCUGGUAUUAAGUGUCCUCACAAUGGUUAUACGUGGGAAAUUACAUCGUGAUAAUCCCUUACCGAUAGUCCACACAAAGAAUGCUUGUCGUGUUAUUACAGCGUUUAUGAGUGGAUUUUGUGGUAGUUUAAGUACAUUAAGUACUUUCGCUAAUGAAGCUUACAAAUUACCAUUGCCAAGAACCAUUAUCUAUUACUUAUCGACGAUUAUCCUAUCGUAUGUUUUAGUAGUGGUUACAUUGGGUUCGUAUGCCUGGACAAAAGGCCUAACACAAUCAUACUGUUAA